AUGCAGUUCUUCACCCUCGCCGCUCUCUUCGGUGCCGCCGCCAUGGCCGCACCCGCUGCCCAGACUCCCGACUGCCCUAACCCGGCCCACUGCCAGGGUCCACCAGACGUCAACAGCUACGAGAACGUCAACUUCAAGGACUACACCAUCCGCAAGAACAACGGCACCCUCCAGUCCGUCUCAUUCAAGAUUGACGGCCGCAACGCCACCGACCUUUCCUGCGUCGGCGGACCCUACCCUACUCUCCCCGCUCCUAUUGUCAACUGCGGCGACAGCAAGUACCGUUUCGCCAUGACCAAGGACAUCAACGGCGACUACCCCAUCACUCUCUACCACGAGCUUGGCACUGCUGUCGGCUUUUGGGGUCAGGGCGUUGUUCCCACCUACUGCCACGCCGGUGGCAACGGUCCUAACGACUUCGUCUGCUCGCAGGUUGCCCAGUACACCUUGGUCAUUGCUGCCUCUGGUUAA
This is a messenger RNA of Alternaria ethzedia, 471 nucleotides long. RefSeq lists its product as uncharacterized. The record is from RefSeq and is a predicted model, not a curated record. Lineage: Eukaryota; Fungi; Ascomycota; Dothideomycetes; Pleosporales; Pleosporaceae. Bases 1 to 471 code for a protein of 156 amino acids. The transcript has 2 exons.